UGCAAGCUAAAAAAGAAUACAAAAACAAUCUGCUGCAGACUCGGCAAGAGAUCCAUUUUAUUCCAGCCAGAUCUACUGGAUCUCUGAAGAUCUCCCUGUAGACGGGAUCAAGCAAGGAGAGACAGAUUCCUCCCUUUGUUAAUCAUUUAUUCACUGCAGAUAUGGUGUCUCCUGUCACUGUGGUCAAGUGUGAAGGUCCAAAGCUUGUUCCAUUUCUCAAAGCCACCUGUGUUUAUUUUGUCUUGUGGUUGCCAACGUCAAGCCCGUCUUGGUUUAGUGCUCUCAUCAAGUGUCUGCCUAUUUUCUGUCUUUGGGUUUUCCUCUUAGCACAUGGGGUCAAUUUCCUAGUCAGCCAUCGCGGUGCCAAGAGGAUUUUUGCUGGUUUAAUAUUCUCAGCUGUCGGUGAUGCUUUCCUCAUUUGGCAAGAACAGGGAUACUUUGUACACGGUUUGCUAAUGUUUGCAAUCACUCACAUCCUCUACUCAUCUGCAUUCGGGAUGAAACCACUGGACCUAAAGACUGGAUUUGUGAUGGGACUGAUCUCCAGUAUUUUAUACUCCUUCUUGUACACCUACCUCUCUGGUCCAUUCACGUAUUUGGUCGCAGUGUACACAGCUCUGAUUGCAUUUAUGGGCUGGCGAGCUAUCGCCGGAGUACAACUCUGUAACGAUCUCUGGACAUGGACCAAACUUUCAGCCUGCAUUGGUUCUGUGCUGUUCAUAGUGUCUGACCUCGCAAUAGCGGUGAACAAGUUCUGCUUCCCUCUGCCCUGUUCUAGGGCAAUUAUAAUGGCCACUUACUAUGCGGCUCAGAUGCUCAUUGCCCUUUCAGCAGUGGAGUGCCGGGAUGAGGAGGACUACAACAAGAGGAAAUAGGUCAUAUGGACUUAAUCUGAUAUGUGGGUACAUUUUCUCAAGGGAUAUUUUUGUCUCCUUUGAAUUGAUUGUGAUUCGCUUCCCCGAAGCAAUAUCUUGUCCGCUUAGCUGGUGCUCCUUUUGCUUCGAAAGAAAUGAAGCAAUUCAGUUAAAGAAAAGUAAUUUACCACUUGCUUUUUUAAGAGGCUGGCUCCUUUUGAGGCUUUCCUGUAUAGUGUACUGUAUAUAAUGCAAAGCUUAUAGCAUGUAUUAUGUGUAUAAAUGGGCACAAAUAAGUAGCAAAAAUGUUACCAGAUAUUACAAAACCUUAUACUGAGAUCUAAACUGUAUUAUAAAUUAUAUUUGAUAUCUACUGCUUCAUAUUUAGAUCUCUGCCAACUACAAUAGCUUAAGGAAAAUCCCUGAAUGGUAUAUGAGUUUCCUGUUAAGCUUACACAAUGUAUUAAGACAUAUCAAUGUUCUGUGAGAAACCUAUGUGUCAUAUGGUACCAGGGUACAACAUGAGGCAUUACUGAUUCAGAGUAUCUGGACUCAUAGCUAAUAAUGAUACAUUUUGUGUAUAGGUCAGAUACUACUUAGUGAAUGACUGAUAUGUAGCACAUUUUGAGUUUAUGAGUCUGCAUUUUGAAAGAAUUGUUAUAUUGUAACAAUGCAUAUGGUCUUGAAUUUCUGAUAUAUUCAAUUUUUGGACUUUAUAUAUAAAUAUAUUUAACCACUUGGCUAUAUAGGUCUUGUUAAUCAAGGCCAGGAUUUUACUGUAUUUUCUUAAUUGUUAUGGAACGUUACUGAAGGUCUACUUUUUAUAUUAGACAACUGCUGUGCAUUACUUUAAUAAGUCUCAGCGCUAGAAGCCCUGAUAUAAAUGAUUCCCACUUGCUAGACACCAACCCAGCAUCUCAUGAGACGAGGCAGGAGAUUGCUUAAAAUAUAUGGUCUUGUGUUACAUACAAGGCACUUACUCAUUAUUUUUGUGUUAGCAUUUUGUUGACCAAAACCCAUAUUACAUAUUCUUCUGUAAACCACAAAAACUCAGACAUAUUUAUUUACAUGUCUAUAUAACUACAUGAAGAAAUCAGCAAUUUUUAAUAAAUUUGAACAGUCCUGACUUCGGACCCCUUCUAUAGACAUCUUGAAACAGAAGUCACUAUUUCAUGCAGUUUACUUUUUUUUUAGAUUGAGCCUCAAUCUAAAACACUAAAUCCCACCCAGGCUGGUCAUACCUGCUUCAGGCUGCUUAAUCCCUGCCCAUGAGCUGCUUAAACCACACCCAGGAGUCCUUAUUCAUUACAAAAUGUUGUGAAGUGUGCAAACCGGUCCCUGGGGAAAUCUUGUAGUUUAGGACUUUGUCUACAUAAACACUGUUUAAAAUCACAUGCUCAGGUUUUGAGAUAUGAUCCUUUAUGCUGCUAUUUACCUGCUUAGCUCAUUGCUCAUUUACAUCUGGCAUCUAAAGGGCGACAGCAAAGGAUAAGCAUUCACAAAAUAGCAAAAUUCAUCAAAUGCUUCAUGGAAAAUGAAUUUUAUGCAUAUUUUAUGUAAUUGCAGUGCAUAACGACUGAUGUAUAAUAUGCAUAAAACGGAGUGUAAACUCCCUAUAAGAACUUUUGUAUUUUUGUAAAUAGUAAUUCAUUAACACAAUUAAAGUUUGUUUUGCAUUCAGAAUAUAUUUCUUUGCUUCAUAUACUAGAAGUAUCCUCUACACUUUUUCUAUGUAAUAAUCUAUUAUAUUAGCAGAUUACUGUUUUUGCAGAUGUAGUUGACUUCAUAUGUCAGAAGGGUGUAAAGGACAGUAAGCACUAAAUGCAUCUCUAUGCUACACUGCAAGUAUUAUUUGCAAACACGUCAACACAUUUCAUCAUGGGGGCACAGAGGGAGGUGGGGAACAGCCUCAGUUAUAUGCUUAUAAAAUGUGUUUGAUGUCCCUAUAACAACGCUGUAAAAAUGAGAAGGAGGUCUAAAAGAAUUUCUUUCUAUACAGCCUGAAAUAAAUCUAUAUCAUCAUUCUAAA
This is a messenger RNA of Bombina bombina (fire-bellied toad), 2883 nucleotides long. It is a transcript of the gene TMEM86A, whose product is annotated as transmembrane protein 86A. The coding region runs from base 162 to 875 and encodes 237 amino acids. Gene Ontology annotation, cellular component: membrane. The transcript has 3 exons. Lineage: Eukaryota; Metazoa; Chordata; Amphibia; Anura; Bombinatoridae. The record is from RefSeq and is a predicted model, not a curated record.